CAUUCCGAAAGGGGCCUUGCUGCGUGCAGUCCCGGACCGGGCGGAGAAGCGGACAGGGCUCAGCAGCGGCAGCAGGAGCAGCUUUGGCGUCUUUCCUCCGAGGCGUUUGUUAAGGCAACAGCAGAGCGGUAGAACAAUGAUGCCCACAAAGUCAUGUUGGCUUCUAGUCCUCUUUGUUGUGCUUCCCUCUUCAUAUGCCCAUACAGAUUUCUUCACUUCCAUUGGUCACAUGACAGACUUAAUUAAUACAGAGAAAGACCUGGUGACUUCACUAAAAGACUAUAUCAAGGCAGAAGAGAGCAAGCUGGAACAGAUUAAGAAAUGGGCAGAGAAAAUGGAUAAGCUGACAGACACUGCAACAAAAGACCCAGAGGGGUUCUUGGGGCAUCCUGUGAAUGCAUUCAAAUUGAUGAAGCGACUUAACACAGAGUGGAGCGAGCUGGAGAACCUAGUCCUGAAGGAUAUGUCUGAUGGGUUCAUUUCUAACAUGACUAUUCAACGCCAGUAUUUCCCAAAUGAUGAAGAUCAGACUGGUGCUGCCAAAGCUCUCUUACGGCUCCAGGAUACUUAUAAUUUGGAUACAGACACUAUAUCAAGGGGAAAUCUCCCAGGGGUGAAACAUAAGACAUUUCUAACAGCUGAGGAUUGCUUUGAGCUGGGCAAGAUUGCAUACACUGAAGCAGACUACUACCACACUGAACUGUGGAUGGAGCAAGCUCUAAAACAGCUGGAUGACGGAGAGGUUUCUCCUUCCAUUGGCAAGGUUUCUGUUCUAGACUACUUGAGUUAUGCUGUGUACCAGCAGGGGGAUCUGGAGAAAGCCGUGAUGCUUACCAAGCGUCUUCUUGAGUUAGAUUCAGAACACCAGAGAGCUAAUGGCAAUAUGAAAUACUUUGAGUACAUCAUGGAAAAAGAAAAAGAAAAAGAAGCAAACAAGACUAUUGCCCAAACCGAUGGACAGACUGAAAAGGAAAACAAAACUCAGAAAAGGGGACCUGCCAAAGAUUAUCUUCCAGAGAGACAGAAGUAUGAAAUGCUGUGCCGUGGGGAGGGUCUCAAAAUGACCCCAAGAAGACAAAAGAAGCUUUUUUGCCGCUAUUACGAUGGAAAUGGGAAUCCCAGGUACAUACUGGGCCCUGUUAAACAAGAGGAUGAAUGGGACCGCCCUCGGAUUGUUCGCUUUGUUGAAAUAAUCUCUGACGAAGAAAUAGAAACUGUCAAAGAGCUUGCAAAACCGAGGCUGAGCCGAGCUACUGUGCAUGACCCCCAGACUGGGAAACUGACCACAGCACAUUACAGAGUCUCUAAGAGUGCCUGGCUGUCUGGAUAUGAAAACCCUGUAGUAGCACGUAUUAAUGCAAGAAUACAAGAUCUUACAGGACUGGAUGUUUCCACAGCAGAGGAGCUCCAGGUAGCAAAUUAUGGAGUGGGAGGACAGUAUGAGCCCCACUAUGACUUUGCUCGGAAAGAUGAGCCGGAUGCCUUUAAAGAAUUGGGGACAGGCAACAGAAUCGCAACAUGGUUAUUCUAUAUGAGUGAUGUGGCAGCAGGAGGAGCGACGGUAUUUCCUGAAGUAGGAGCUAGCGUUUGGCCUAGAAAGGGGACAGCUGUAUUUUGGUACAAUCUUUUUCCAAGCGGUGAAGGAGACUACAGCACAAGGCAUGCUGCCUGUCCAGUAUUAGUCGGGAACAAAUGGGUAUCCAAUAAGUGGAUCCAUGAACGUGGGCAAGAAUUUCGAAGACCGUGUAGUUUAUCAGAGUCGGACUGAUCCAUACCUCUCCCUUUUCUCUUCCUUUUUUGUGCAAAUUGCAACUUCCUUCCACGUUUUCCUUGAUUAACACUGAUAGUUUUACACUAACACUCCCCUACAACUUUUGUCUCCAGUGCCAACCAGUUCUUCAUCUCUGGACCUUCUUUUACAUAAGGACAAAUGUCUUUGCUAAUAUACCGUUUUAAAUUUUUUAUAGAGAGAGUGUAAAUGAUUUCGAAUGUUUUGAGUUUCCAUGGCCAAAACAACUUCCGCCAGAGACACUAUAAACUACAUUCUGCUGAGGGUAGAAUGAAUAUGGACAGUCUGUCCUCAGACAAUGACUUUGUUUGCUUGGAGGGUAAGAUGCUAUACGUCUCUUCCACUUCUGUUCCUUGGUUUUAAGAAUGCCUGACCAUGGCUAUAGAACUGUAGGCAAGGGCUGUGAGCUGCAUCCCAUUGACAUCCGUAGCAAAACUGCCCCACCGAAUGCAAAAGAUCAAGGGCUGUGUCCAUGAGCCUUAACUUUCUGGAUGACUUUUCCAGCGUUGUGAAAGUUCAAACACAGAAGGUCUUCCUUUUUAUAUAUAUUUUUAAAAUGCCUCUUGGAUGAACCUGGCCAGUGAUCCUAAAAAAAGUAAUGAGCCAGCAGUUAUGCACAUAACUCUAUAGUUGCUGAAGCAGUUCUGUACUUUUUGCAACUUUCCAAGAACAGUUUUGUGGGAGGGGCAGGACUUGCUUUCCAAGUAUGAAUCUUCUUCUGAACCAGAUCACGAUUCAGCUUCUUCCUUUUAAAAAUCGAUUGCUGCUUCUAUUGUUUUGUAACUAGCGGGAAAACACUAUGGAUCCAUAGAGACAAGAACAUUGUGGGCUUAAAACACAGCAUUGUGCCUUAGUCUCGGAGUUUGAUUUGUAUAAAAACAAUUUGUAUGAUGAGAAGACGCACACUUCCAUUCCCAAAAUGCCAAACAUUUCCCCCAGCCGAAGUGUUUUGUGACAAAGAUGAUAUAUUUAUAAUACUAAAUCAUUUUGAAAGCUUU
This is a messenger RNA of Lacerta agilis (Sand lizard), 2787 nucleotides long. It is a transcript of the gene P4HA1, whose product is annotated as prolyl 4-hydroxylase subunit alpha 1. Gene Ontology annotation, molecular function: procollagen-proline 4-dioxygenase activity; protein binding; iron ion binding. The record is from RefSeq and is a predicted model, not a curated record. Gene Ontology annotation, biological process: peptidyl-proline hydroxylation to 4-hydroxy-L-proline. The coding region runs from base 137 to 1768 and encodes 543 amino acids. Gene Ontology annotation, cellular component: endoplasmic reticulum. Lineage: Eukaryota; Metazoa; Chordata; Lepidosauria; Squamata; Lacertidae. The transcript is spliced from 15 exons.